This is a messenger RNA of Pseudozyma hubeiensis SY62, 1137 nucleotides long. RefSeq names its product alpha-glucosidase. The coding region runs from base 1 to 1137 and encodes 378 amino acids. The record is from RefSeq and is a predicted model, not a curated record. NCBI's taxonomy places the organism in Eukaryota, Fungi, Basidiomycota, Ustilaginomycetes, Ustilaginales, Ustilaginaceae. The transcript has a single exon.
AUGGCGAUCACACUGCAGACCGUUCUACCGCAGAAGGUGCUGCCCCGAGCACCGAGUCCGAAUUCGAACUCACCCAACCCCGGCGUCCGCUCGACCAUCACACAGUUCAUUCCGGCUUCUCCAGACGUCAGCCUUGAUCGAGAUCCGGCAAGCUUCAACGCUGCGUCGGCUUCGACAGACUCAGCCUUCGCCAGGGGAAACGAGGCAAGUCACAUGCUGGCUUCAAGUAGCAGCACACAGGGUCGCGUCGAUGCUGGUGAAGCCUUGGCGCCACUAAGAAGUCCAGGGCUCGGUCCGUCUGCACCUAGAAAGUCGAUGUCGGCCGGCGCAGGAUCAAGACGUGGUAUUGCUCACAGUAGCCGUAUUCUUGGUGUGGACAAGAAGACGCAGGAAACGUUUGCGCUUUCGCAGCUCACCAACGGCAAGAUCGAUGUUUCGUUCGAGGGCACAUUGGCCGGGCGUCAACCGCCAUCACCCUCCGGAAGCAAUCACAAGGGCAAGGGCAAGGCACGAGACGAUGGCGACGACGGUAUUUUCGGUCAGAAUGGACACGCAGCGAUGUUCGAUGUCGAUCUCGAGACUGGUCAGUCCACCGUGCCGAGCUCGUCGACCGCAUCGCGAGCAGGCCGCUUGUUGCAGCUCGGCUCCAACUCGAUGCCUUGGAAGAAGUCAAAAUCAAAUGUCGUUCCCGCGUAUCAGGAAGAAGAGCCUGGACCCACCGGUGCAGGUCACAGAGGCUUACGAAAUGACUCGCUCGACUUCGACCGUCCACUCGAGCUGCAAUCCGACAACAAAGCAGAUCACGGCACUGACCUAGAUGGCGACGAGGAUGACGACCGCACGGGCUUUGGUGCCUUCGACGACGACCGCGAGCAACUACUCUACGCUGAAGCCGACGACGAUGCAAGUCGACCAGGCUACUUCGCGCCCGGAGACCGGGGCUACGGCUAUAACUCUCUGCAAGACGACGCCGGACAAGGUGGCUACAGUAGCGCGGUCGGUUUCGAGGCUGUGACGUGGAGCGAAGGUAGUUGGAUGGUGGUGAGCAGCGUUUUUGUGGCAAUUCUGAUGAUCGUCGCCAUCUUGAUCAGCAUCGAUGUGAUCGAUUGGCCUGGUGAUGGCAUCGGCAAGAACUGA